GCUGGCCAGAAAGGCUGUACCAGGGGAGCGAGAAGGUGGAGCUAAGAGUGAUCAAGAGUAAUCUGAGAGAGCCUCCAGCUAACUAGGCUUCAAGUGAUACCUGUUCUGUGGAUGGAUUAACCAGAUUCUGGCUGCUGUUGUCCUGUGCUGCAAGUAGCUUUCAACACUCCCCCAAAACUCUCCUGCCCAGAUUAGGCACAUGGAGCUGACGGAGACCAACUGUGAUCCCUCAGGAGUGCACAAUUUGGCCUUCCAGAAUGACAGUGAAAGUGUGGAUACUACAAAUCUCAAAGGCCUUGGAGACAGUUCACAGAAAAUCAAGAAUUCACAAAAUAAAAGAACAGGACACACUAAUCAGGGGGAUGAAUACAUCAAUAUUGAGAGUGAUCUGCUUGAAAACAAAUGUGCCUCAGUAGAUGAUGAGCAACCACGCUUGAAAGGGCAAUUAGAAAAGAACUAUGAUAAAAUCUGUGAAUUUUACAAGAAACAUAAAAUCAGAAUUCACUAUGUGAUCUAUGGAAUUUUAAUGACAGCAUACCUGGCAAUACUUAUUGCAGCCUGCAGCUUGAAAUUUCAGAGAGCCUUGCCACUCUUUAUCAUCACUGUUGUGGUCACAUUCUUCAUCUGCUGGGAUUUUUUAAUAGCUAAGUAUGAAGACAAAAUUACUGUAUUCUUUUCCCCUGGAGAAAGAUAUCUGAAAAAACAGUGGUUUUGGCUGAAAUGGGUGUUGUGUGCAGCUCUUAUUAUAACUGUCAUCUGCUGGCUCAUCUUUGACACAAUGAAACAGGGAUCCCGCCAGCUAAUCUCCUUUGGUGGGCUUGUGAUGUAUGUUCUCCUGCUGCUUAUCUUUUCCAAAUAUCCAACCAGAGUUGCUUGGAGACCAGUACUUUCAGGAAUAGGAAUGCAGUUUAUUCUUGGGCUUCUUAUUCUGAGGACCAACGUGGGUUUUGAUGUAUUUAACUGGCUAGGCAUUCAGAUCCAGACUUUUCUGGAGUACUCUGACACAGGUGCCAAGUUUGUGUUUGGUGAAAAAUAUAAGGAUCAUUUCUUCGCUUUUAAGGUACUGCCCAUUGUGGUUUUCUUCAGCACAGUAAUGUCUAUUCUUUACCACAUUGGAUUCAUGCAGUGGCUCAUUGGAAAGGUUGGUUGGAUUAUGCACGUUUUCAUGGGGACAACGCCUGUUGAGUCUCUGGUAGCUGCAGGUAACAUAUUUGUGGGACAGACAGAGUCUCCUCUCCUAGUGCGGCCCUACUUACCAUACAUCACCAAAUCUGAACUCCAUGCAGUCAUGACAGCAGGAUUCUCAACUAUUGCUGGAAGCGUCUUAGGAGCAUAUAUUUCUUUUGGGGUUUCCUCCUCCCACCUACUGACUGCUUCUGUCAUGUCAGCACCAGCAUCAUUAGCCACCUCCAAAUUAUUCUGGCCUGAAAUUGAAAAGCCUCUGGUAACUCUGAGAAGUGGUCUACAAAUGGCAAAAGGUGACUCAAAGAAUCUGCUGGAAGCAGCCAGUCAGGGUGCCUCUACCUCCAUCACACUGGUAGCAAACAUAGCCGUGAAUCUGAUCUCCUUCCUUGCCUUGCUGACAUUUAUUGACUCAACCCUUUCUUGGCUGGGCAGCUUGUUUGACUAUCCACAGCUGAACUUUGAGGUUCGCUCUGAAAUCAUUGCCACCUAUGCUCUUUGUGGGUUUGCCAACUUCGGCUCGCUGGGACUGGUAAUAGGAGGCCUGACGAGUAUUGCUCCCUCAAAAAAGAAGGAAAUAGUUGAUGGUGCUUUCAGAGCAAUGAUUGCGGGAACUGUCGCCUGUUUCAUGACAGCCUGUGUUGCAGGAAUGCUGACUGUCUCCGAUCUGGAAGUUCCUUGCCACAUCUUAUUAGGAAAUGCCUCCAACUUCACAGAUUUCCCUGCCAAGACCAUAAAGCUAGUGGAAUGUUGCCACCGUCUCUUCACUAGUGCAGAUCAUUCGGAGAAGAUCUUUCCUGAGGGAAACUACAGUUUGAGUUCCUGGAAAGUAUGUUGCCAGAUACUGGGUCAAUCUGCUUCUAAUUGUACUUAGAUUAAGUUCCAAUUUUUUGCGAGGGAUAGAUUAUAAAUAAGAGUUGUGUUCCUUAGAAGAAAGGAAAUAAAAAAUUUCCUUUGUAAGAAUAAGUGUGAAUUUCCCCCAUGUGAUCUUUAUUUUCCAUCUCUUACCAGCCCAGUUCCUCUGACUUGCUUGGUAUUACUCAUGAAUUAAACUGGGAUAAAUGCAAGACAUGUCUUGUUGCAGAUCUCUUCUUCUUACAAAUCAGAAUAGAACAUUUCUAAGCCUGAUUCUCCUGAUUUCAUUUCUACCCUGAAACUGAUCAAUCUAUCAUAUUGAACUGCUAUAGGCAUGAAGAAAAUCAGAUUCAGAGGAUUUGGUAGCCACUUACAGAAAGCUGUGAACUAGAAAUAAUAUUCAGAACUG
Messenger RNA from Lepidothrix coronata (blue-crowned manakin), 2446 nucleotides. It is a transcript of the gene SLC28A3, whose product is annotated as solute carrier family 28 member 3. The record is from RefSeq and is a predicted model, not a curated record. Gene Ontology annotation, molecular function: pyrimidine- and adenosine-specific:sodium symporter activity; purine-specific nucleoside:sodium symporter activity. Bases 200 to 2056 code for a protein of 618 amino acids. Gene Ontology annotation, biological process: purine nucleoside transmembrane transport; pyrimidine nucleoside transport. NCBI's taxonomy places the organism in Eukaryota, Metazoa, Chordata, Aves, Passeriformes, Pipridae. Gene Ontology annotation, cellular component: membrane. The transcript is spliced from 17 exons.